This is a messenger RNA of Myzus persicae (green peach aphid), 1845 nucleotides long. RefSeq names its product pancreatic lipase-related protein 2-like. The transcript has 8 exons. The record is from RefSeq and is a predicted model, not a curated record. Bases 220 to 1227 code for a protein of 335 amino acids. Gene Ontology annotation, biological process: lipid metabolic process. Gene Ontology annotation, molecular function: lipase activity. NCBI's taxonomy places the organism in Eukaryota, Metazoa, Arthropoda, Insecta, Hemiptera, Aphididae.
CACACACACACACACACGCACACGCACACUUAUGUCUUAUAAUUAAAAUUAUAUGAAGUGUUUAAGUGUCUUUGAGAUAUGAUUCAUCACAAGUGUACGAGUCGCCGCCGCGUGUAUAGUGUCGCAUUAUGUUACAGCGGCGGCGGAUUCAACUAUGUUGUACCUAAACUAUUAAUCGCACAUUAAUAUUUUGUGCGUUCGGAAUAUCUCUGUGUAAAAAUGAUAACGGCUUCAAAGUAUUUCGCUAGCUGCGGCGAGGUUAUGCUGUUAGCCAUAUUUAUUUUGAAAUUUGGCAUUGCGUUACAAAGCGAAUCAGCCCACGCCGUUGAUAAUUUGGUCAAACACCAAGAUUCGACGUUCAAACAAGUACAUUUCUUUAACGACAAAUAUAAGAUCUACAACAUGUCAAAUCACGUAUUUUAUUGGCUCUACACUAGAGAACAGUCCAAAGCUCAACUUUUAAACCGAAAGGAUCCAAACAUGAUAAAAUCGACAAACUUUAAUGCCGAAAUUCCAACAAAAGUUCUCGUGCACGAUUGGUUUGGGAGUUUUUACGAAAAGGAAUGCUUUUGCGCACACAUAGCGAAAGCUUACUUACUCGCGGGCGCGUGCAACGUGUUUUGCGUAGAUUACAAGCAGUUCUCUUAUGAUAUAAUGUAUGCAUCGACAAAAAUCAAUGCUAAAUACAUAGGUGAUGAUAUAGCUAAUGUUUUGAAAAUGUUAACGGACAACAUGAGUGUAGGAUCCGAAAAUAUCCACUUGAUCGGUCACGGUUUGGGAGCUCAUAUCGUCGGACACACUGGGAACGAGUUAAACGGCGAAAUUUCUCGGAUAACUGGAUUAGAUCCUGCUAAGCAUUUAUACGAAAAUACUGAUCCGAAAUACACGAUCGAUAAAAACGACGCGACCUUUGUAGACAUUAUACAUACAAACGGAAAUGGUUUCGGGUUGAUUAAGCCACUAGGUCAUAUUGAUUUUUAUCCAAACGGAGGAAGAUCACAACCGAACUGCAAAGUAUUAGAUAGAGUUUCCGGUGGUGCGUGCAGUCACGCCAAAGCUUACGAUUAUUUCGCUCACUCCAUUUUGGCUAGAAACGGAUCCAAAGCACUCCAAUGUGCGCAAUGGAGCGACUACGAAUUGGGAGAAUGUGGCGAAUCCGCCAAAAGUACAUACAUGGGCGAACACGUGGACAAAAAACAAACAGGAAGUUAUUAUUUAUGGAUCUGACUGAACUGCGUACCAUAUCAUAAUAACUAUUAGGCGGACGAAUUUGCUCAGACGCGUUUAUAUAGGUAAUAUACCUAUACAGGAAGCACUGAAACUGAAAUAUCGAUUACAAUAACAUUUGUGAACCCAUCAAUUGAUGAAUUAUUUGAAUAUAUACAUGUUCACCAGGUGUUGACGAAUAAUGUACUAUACAUGUUAUUGUUUUUUUAUCUGUUUAAAUUUUAAAGUGUAUAAUAUUAUAUAAUAUAUAAAAUAUAAGUUAUUGCAGUCAAGUUUACACUCUUAUUCCACGGAUCCAUCUGACUUAUUUGGUUUUGACUGGAGCUCAUCUGCACCUACACCUCGCACGAAUUUCAAAUUUUCUUAUUUUUAAUCUGUUAAUUUGUUUAAACUAGUUACUGCAAAAUGUUCACUAUCCGUCCUUAUUAUUUGUAAUGCUUAAUGAUAAUAUUGUAGAUAGUAUAGAAUUUGAAACUGUAUGUAUUUUUAUUUUUAAACAUUUUAAAUCUGAUGCAUUUAAUGACCGAAAUAAAUGCAAGACAAUAACGGUUGUUAAAUACUCAACAUUUUUUUUUUUUUAUUGAACUUAAGUCCGGCGACUAAGGCCAUUAGCUGUUG